CCGCAACUCCGGCUCUGCAUCCUCGUCCUACUAAGUGCUUCGCAAUCGAAGUUUGCACGGAUGGCAGCCCUAGCGCCGGAGCAGGCGCCUGAGGUGGCGUCCUCCCCGAACAAGCGACGGCGCAUCGCUCUGGCGUGCAGCGCAUGUCGUACGCGCAAGUCGAGGUGCGAUGGAGAGCGCCCCUCGUGCUCGUCCUGCUUGGGACUUGGCCUCGCCUGCCAGUAUGAUCCCACCGAGUCGGCGACGAACGUGGUCGUGCGCAGGGACGCGCUGUCCGCCCUGGAGCAACGCAUGGCGGCUAACGAGCGUACGGUGCAACGCCUUGAUCGCCUACUCAACGGUCAUCUUACGGCUGUUGGAUGUACCCACGCAGGCCCUGCUGAAGAGACCCAUAGCGCCGAUGUUUUAGAUGAGCAAGACGAAGAUGCCACAACGAAUGGCACAGCCAUGACCUUUAUCGAAGAGCGCACAUCGGCUUUUUUCGGGAGGUCAUCCAACGUAAACUUCGUACGUCUCCUGCUCGGUGCUACCGCUGCUGCUCGGAAACAGCACUCGCCACAGACUGCUGUUGAAAGAGAAGGUACUGUGUUGGAGAGUAGCAUCAUGCGAUCCUCUCACUCAGCACAUGCACCCUCUCCAGUAACACUCUCGACCGCCUCCAUGACUUCUCUUCCCUCAUACGCAGAGAUGGAAAGUCUGCUGGAUGUUUACUUCGAUACAUGUGGAGUCGUGUUUCCAUUCAUCCACGAAGAGACAAUGAGAACUACAUACAACGAGUGCAAAGCCAAUGGUUUCACCAGAGUUCGCAGGACCUGGCUCGGUGCGCUCAACAUGAUGUUCGCUAUAGCCAGCAAGUUCGAUCAGGAUGGAGACGAUAGUACAUCAUCGACUGUCCGCGAAACCAGAUCCGACGUCUUUUACCAAAGGGCCACAAGCCUGUGCGGGGAACUAUCAAAACAGGUCAUUAGCCUCGAAAUCGUUCAUCACUUGAUCUUAGUAGUUAUCUUCUGUCAAGGUACCAGGAGGUCCAUACAAGCUUGGAAUGUCCAUGGCCUUCUCGUGCGAUCAGCAGUUGCCCUGGGACUGCAUAGCAGCAGAAAGCAGGGAGUCGACCCAAGCGCAGAAGAGUCCAGGCGUCGCACUUGGCUGGUCAUAUACGGCUUGGACAAGGUCUUGAGUAUGGUUUUUGGCAGACCAGCCGCAAUCCUUGAUGAGCUGCCAGAUUCCGCGAACGACAGUGCCGAUCUACCUGGUCAAUUCCUUGCUGUUUCAUCUCGACUGUAUCAGAUUAUGAGUAGCUCGUUGACGAAGCAAUAUGGAGCUAACGUGGAGAUGGACGAGUCUGGUCUAGAUGACCUGGCUUUACUCAAAGCUUCUGAAGAUUUUCGAAGGCUCCUUCGACAGUGGACACUCGAUCUGCCAUCUCAUCUAUGCCUUUGCGAACCACAGUCGGAGAUACUUUCUCAAAGCACACAACUGAACCGAUUACGUGUAAUCUUGACGCUCAGAUAUCACAACCUCUGUAUCCUCAUCGAGAGGCCGCUGUUCAGUGCCACGAUACGCCACUUGUUCCUUACAGAUAUUGACCUUGGCGGGCUAACGGCGUACCUGGUAUCAUUGUCUAUGCAUGAGGCCCUUAAAUGUGUACAUGCAGCGGAAAGCACUAUUGAGAUAGUGUAUUAUGUGAUGAUUGGCGAUGCAUCAAGUAGAAACAACCUCGGUGUGUGGUUUUUUACUCUAUAUUACGUCUUCACUGCAUCGCUGAUAAUAAGCGCCCGCUUACUGUGGGCGAAGCAUGGCCGGGAUGAUGUGAAUAGCAGUUUCAUCUCUCGAUCUGAAUCGCUACUUGUCAAAGCUGAGCAUAUAUUCCAGAAGCUCAACAAGCACAGUCCUCUGGUCCUUAGCUGCUCAAAGUAUAUCCGCCACUUAUUGGAGUUGUACUCGCAAGCCACAUCCACGCAAGGCACCCACCAAGAUACCUCCCCAUUGCCUACCGGAUCACAGACUAGCAAUCUCACGUCUGUCCCUAGCCCAGUGGAGCUGCUUCAACUCGAUGCAGAGGACCUAGAGGCAUUUGGCAUUCUGAGCUCGGAAUUGUUCGACGUAUCUAUGUUUGACAGCUUUGGGCUGACGGUACCCGGUGCACUACCUGAGCAUACUGAAUAGUAAGGAGUGACAUCAGGGAAGUGAUGGAGUCGCGGCUUCAAACAUGAUCUAUGAUACUCAUGGCUGUAGUGUUCACUUCCAGUUGGUAUUUUAGCAGUA
Molecule: messenger RNA, 2265 nt
Organism: Boeremia exigua
Lineage: Eukaryota; Fungi; Ascomycota; Dothideomycetes; Pleosporales; Didymellaceae
Product: C6 transcription factor
Exons: 4
Coding region: 61-2166 (701 amino acids)
Biological process (GO): DNA-templated transcription; positive regulation of transcription from RNA polymerase II promoter by galactose
Cellular component (GO): nucleus
Molecular function (GO): RNA polymerase II cis-regulatory region sequence-specific DNA binding; DNA-binding transcription factor activity, RNA polymerase II-specific; zinc ion binding
Source: RefSeq, a predicted model, not a curated record